Molecule: messenger RNA, 1236 nt
Organism: Opisthorchis viverrini
Lineage: Eukaryota; Metazoa; Platyhelminthes; Trematoda; Opisthorchiida; Opisthorchiidae
Exons: 5
Coding region: 41-1036 (331 amino acids)
Biological process (GO): signal transduction
Source: RefSeq, a predicted model, not a curated record
UAUAAGUGCUCGAUCUCAGCGUUAAGCGGCUUGCUUAACAAUGGACUUGAAAGUAUCCGUUGAGGGUGUUAUAAGAGAGGUAUCUGGUGUGACAGAAUCGACAACCUGUGAGGAAAUCAUAAUAAAACUGGCACAAGCAGCUAACCUCCCUGGAUUUUACACCCUAGUGGCAGUUUACAGAGGACGUGAGGAUACCCUGUCUGCUGAUGAGAAAAUGAUGGACUUCUUUCGGAACCUACAUGAAAAGCCAUCCAAUGUACAGUUCAUUCUGCGUCGUUUAGAGGCACCGUCUCCCCGUCCAACCCAAAGUCAGAUACAAGCAAAAAAGCACCCAUCUGUCCCAACUCAGCGCUCCCAAAGUCGACUCCCGGCAAACCUCUCUUACCAUGAUACGGGUUCAGGUGCAUUUCACGGUCCGUUUUCUCCACCGCCGACUUGGAACUCUGGACGUGAACAGUCCACGCCAGCUCAGAAACGCCCGUCGCUACGUCGGUCAGCUACCUUCGAAGCCAAACAAGUGGCACAGGAUGCGCGAGCUCCCAACAGCUCGCAGACGGCUUUUGAUUCCGACGAGUAUGAGCAGCUUAAGGAUCAGCUCGCCUAUCAAGAACAAGAGGUAGAACUGAACAGAAUCCGUCUGCUAAGAUUGGACAAAGAAAUAGCUGAACUGGAACAUGCGAACAGACUAGCAGCCAUUAAUGAUGCCUCGUUACCUGUUGGACCUGCAGCUGAGUUGGCGCAGUUGGCGGCCACUCCAUGGUCUCAGCUGCUGGAUGCAAAUCGUGCGCGCCAGCGUGACCUCCUGAAAGAACACGAGCGUUACAAAUUGGCGCUGGAACGAAUAAACACAGAGUUAGAAAAGACCCGGAAGGACGCCCUUCAAUUGGAGAACAAGACCAAUCAAGAACUCGAACGUUUAUUGGCCACCUUGGAUGUUGCGAACUCACAACGCCGUCAACUUUUGCGCUCAUUAAGUCCCCCGGCAGCUCGCACGCGACCCUCGGCGUCGAACACACCUGAUGGCGUCGCUGUGUAGUGAUUCCUUCCGGAGGGUCGACAGUACCUAUGGUGCAUGUGAUAAAUAAAUUCGGACCCUUCCAACACGCUAGUCAUUUCGCAACCUUAUAAUUGUGCUGCAUUCAUUUGUUCCAUUCUUCCGUAGUUUCAGGAACUAACUUGACCUUGAUCUUCUGUACAUAAUUUUUGACGUUUAUGAGCCUCAUUUUAACACCAGCC